Molecule: messenger RNA, 2577 nt
Organism: Equus quagga
Lineage: Eukaryota; Metazoa; Chordata; Mammalia; Perissodactyla; Equidae
Product: inhibitory synaptic factor 1
Exons: 4
Coding region: 1391-2491 (366 amino acids)
Biological process (GO): inhibitory postsynaptic potential
Cellular component (GO): postsynaptic density
Source: RefSeq, a predicted model, not a curated record
GCGCGCGCCGAGCGGAGGCCGCGAGCCCAGUGCGCCCGGCCCGCCGCGCCCCUCCCCUCGCCGCCCGCGGCGCGCCUCCUCCCUCGCUCUUCUCGCCUCCUCGCCUCCGCCGGCCGGGCCGCCGGGGACCCGGCCCCGCGGCCGACACCGCCCCUCCCGGGGGCCCGGGGAUCCCGGACCUCUCCGGCCGUGGACUGAGCGGCGGCGGCGUCCUCGCCCCGGCGGCCCGCGGGGCAGGGCGGAGCGGAUCCUCGCGGCCGCUCCGGACGCGGCGGGUGCCAGAGCGCGGACAUUCGGGGUCCGGGCUGAGCAGGUCCCGGGCGCCCGGCGAGGCCAGCUCACUCCGGGCGGGCAGACCCGGCGGAGCCCGCAGCCGGCCGAUCUGGACUGGACAGAGCGAGUUCCGGACGGCGCCGAGCCCGGGGACGGCCGGGCGCGGGCCGAGGGCAUCCCGGCGCCCUCCGAUCCCUCCGACUUUGGUUCACGCGCUGGGACCGGUCCGGCGUCGCCUCGGUCUCCCUGCGCCCGGGUCACCUGUGGCCUCGGAGCCCCGGGCCCCCCGGACGCUCGCUCAUUCCCCGCCCGAAGCCCGGCGGGGGUCGGGGGAGCUUUUUCCUGCCCCCUUCCGUGGAGCGCGGAGGCCCCGCCCCCUCCCACCGCCCAGAUGUCUCCGGUGGCGGCUCUGAGGACCUCCCUGAGGCCAGGGGCCGAAGGGUCCAGAGAGAGAAGCCCGCCCUAGACAGCCUUGGGGGCCCCCCAACCUCAUCUUGGGGCUUGGCCCCCGACGCUGCUCGGAAGGAAGGCCGGUGCACCCACCCUCGGGGGCUGCCCUCCUCCAAUCCAGCUCAGCUUGCCAGAGCUGCCCACAUCUGGAGCCCCCUCCACUUCUGGAAGACCCCAGCCACCAUCCCUCUGCAGGUGUCAGUUGCAUCCAGAGAUCUCUGCCUUUGCCACUGCCUAGGAGUUGUGAGGGGAUCAGGGCUGCCUUCCCCCCAACCCAAGGGCAUCUCUUACCCUUAGUCCCUGCAGAGUCAUCCCCCUGCCUCUGUGUUCAGGCUCAGCCAGAGAUCAGCUCAGCACACCCACAGGCACUUCAAGUCCUAGAGGCCACUCCUGAGACCCAAGGCCCCUCCCCCUGCCCUCUUGUGUCCUCACCUUGACCCCCUGUGACAGGCUCUGUCUCCCUCUGGGUGUCCCGUUCUUCACCCAGAGGCAGAGGAGGUGGGGUGGCAGAGGGCAGGGACUGGGUGAGGGCCACCCAGGGCCAGGGUGGGCUGGGGGGCCGUUAAGAUGAGGAGCUCUGCCUGGCUGAGGGGGGCUCCGUGGAGGCAGACGCAGUGUGUGCCCGGCUGGGGGGAGUAUGGGCAGGCCUGCGGCCACGUGGUAAAGGAUGAACAUUCGGGGCACCCCGGACCUCGGGCAGCCCAGUGACGACCCCAGCAGUGGUGGCGAGCGGGAACGGAUUCGACAGCGCAUGAAGAUGGUCAUCGGGCAGCUCGAGGGCAUCCUGCGGGAGCUCAAGGAGGUGGCCAAGGAGCUAAGGGAGGAGGGCAAAGCACUCAGAUGUGAAGACAAGUCAUGCAAGACUGCCAGGGAACAGCACAGGAUGCUCGAGGAAGGAGCAAGGCCAGCAGAGAGGAAGGGCUUAGCUGUAACCCUCUCUGCCAUCCUCCUCCUCUGUCUGCUGCUCCCCUUCCCCAGCCCCAGACACCGCUGCUCAUGGCAGACCCUCCUCAUCCUCUUGAGCGCACAGCCUAAAAUUCACAGAAAGGUGGUGAGCCAGAUCGAUAAGCUGACCUCAGACUUCGACUUUGAACUGGAGCCAGACGACUGGACCACAGCCACUGUGAGCAGCACCUCCAGCAGCGACAAGGCGGGCGUGGGCGGCCCCUUUGACCUGGGCCACCUGGACUUCAUGACAGCCGACAUCCUCUCGGACAGCUGGGAGUUCUGCUCCUUCCUGGACGUGUCUACCCCCUCGGACUCCGUGGACGGCCCCGAGUCGGCCCGGCCAGGGGCUGGGCCCGACUACCGGCUCAUGAACGGCAGCCUGCCCAUCCCCAAUGGACCGCGGGUGGAGACCCCGGACUCCUCCAGUGAGGAGGCCUUCAGCGCUGGCCCUGCAAAAGGCCAGCUGUCCCAGCGGACCCCGGGCACGCGGGAGAGGGUGCGGUUCAGCGACAAAGUGCUCUACCAUGCUCUGUGCUGUGACGAUGAGGGGGACGGCGAGGAGGAGGCAGCAGAGGAGGAGGCCGACCUGUCCCCGGAGCCUCCUCGUACAGAGGCCCCCGCGGGCCCCCCCAAGCCCGCCCCGGCCCCCUACAAGCCGAGGCGCUCUCCGCUGACCAGCCACCGCUCAGGCCCCACCGUUGCCCCCGAGCAGACCCGAAGGGUCACGAGGAACAGCAGCACCCAGACGGUGUCAGACAAGAGCACGCAGACGGCGCUGCCCUACACAGCCACCAGGCGGAAGGCCAGGGGGAAAAACUAGGGCGUGGUCCAGGGGGCGGGGGGCACGCAGGGCUAUAAAUACAUAUAUCUAUAUUUAACAAACACAGUCAUAAUAAAAUUUAAAAA